Prorocentrum cordatum is the source of this 258-nucleotide messenger RNA. The record is from the annotation of a GenBank genome assembly. NCBI's taxonomy places the organism in Eukaryota, Dinophyceae, Prorocentrales, Prorocentraceae.
GAGAGGCAGCUGAUGGAGCUGAACAACGGCCGCCUGGCCAUGGUUGCGUUCUUCGGCCUCGUGUUCCAGGACAUGGCCACCGGCGACUACGGUCCGGUCUUCGGGACUCCAGACGCGACUGGCGUAGCGAACGGGACAGGGAACUUCGACGGAAUCGAGCUCUUCAAGGGCCUGCCGUUCCCCAAGAGCCCGGGCGGCAUUACCCCGAACGUCUACCCGCCGGUGGGCUUCCUGAGCUACGACCCUCCGCCCCUGUGA